UCCAGGUACUCUGACCCUGAUGAUAUAUUCCCCACCAAAUCUCCUCCGCCUCCCCUCGCUCCCUCCCUCGUGCUCCGCGUGACGCCGCCCAGUCUCCCUACGCAGAGUUAGAUCCGGCUGAGUAAUGGAGAACGGCAGCAGCAACGGCGGCGAGGCGCUUCCCAACGGGAACGGGAAGGCGGUGCAGGCGCUGCAGCGGAGCUUCGGCGAGGUGCAGGGGAUCCUGGAGCAUAACCGGAUGCUGAUCCAGGAGAUCGGCCAGAACCACGAGUCGCGCGACGCGGGCGGGCUCAGCCGCAACGUCGCCCUCAUCCGCGAGCUCAACAGCAACAUCGCCCGCGUCGUCGGCCUCUACUCGGACCUCUCCACCUCCUUCUCCGGCUCCCUCCUCGCCAAGGGCCCCGACGACGCCGCCGCCGCCGCCAACAAGAGGCCGCGCCCUACCCAGUAGGGCGCUGUAGAAGAAACAGUCCUCUUCUUUUCUCUUCAGUUUUAGAUUCAGAUUCGAGACGUGUUUCUUUUUCUUGAUGUGUUAUUUUAGCGGGCGUUGAGCUGAGGUAUGGACAGGGCAGCUAGCUUGUAGUCAAACGGAGAUGCAGGCGGCAGCGCAGAACUGUAUCAGGGGAUGCAAAGACUAGUUAGUCUCUCAAGAUAAAUGUUUGGUUACUUAUAACUGAAAAUAGUUAACUGCAACUGCUGUGGUUCUUACAGCCUGAUGCUUGAUUCUUACAAAUAGUUACUGUACAUUGAUUAUCCGUUCGUUGUUUUCAUUAGACAUAUAAUUCAAAAGAACAGUGUUAAGCUCGUAUAGUUGAAAGGGGCUGCUUUUCAGCAAUCUCUUUUAAAAGAACAGUGUCCUGGCUUUAUUGAUUUCCCGUUCUAUGCUUGGGACGUGAAUAUUGUUUACAACUCACAACUGAAGGUCUCGUUGCUGUUCAUAAAAGUUGCAACUUUUUUCUAACUCCAAAGAUGUUUGGUCUACAUAAUAUGUACAUAUCUUAGACACACCAUGUAAGAGCUUAUAAAUCAGCAUUUGACAUGCAUAUCCUUAUUUCCAAUCCUAAAAAUGGUUAUUAUCUGUGGCUAAAGCAUUGCAUAUCAUCUUCUUAUUUACUGCAAGGACCAACUAACCUAGGCGUACAGAGUAUCAUCUCAAGGAACAACAGCAUUGCAUAUCUAUUGCCCCAUCAAGAUGCAAAACAGAAGAGAUUUUUGGCCAUAAAGAUGCAAAGCAAAAAAGUUGUUUGUCUUCUUCUCCUCUAGUUUCUUCCUGAAAUAUUGCCUGCUUUGCAUUAAUAAUUCCUUCACUCCUUUAAUACUAUUUGCGUCAGCUAGUUUGCCAUUACGAUUCUAUCUUACGUACACCACCAAUCAGGCUGACUGCCUGUAGCACUCCUUUUCCUACACUCUAUUGCCAAAAUAGGAUAUUGACAUGGCAUUGUCCCCUUUCUGUUUUCUAUGUAUCAAAAUGUUGCUAUUUGGGUAUCAUAUGCCUUCAUUUUGUAUUCUUUGUAAGCUAACAUUAGCCUUCUUUGCUUGCAUAUUGAUUGAGUACGUACCUUUGAACCUGUGCAGGUUCCAUCCAACCUGUAGGGAAUGACUAGUGAGCAGGCUAAGAAGUUAGAUAAUUUCCUGUGCUCGCAUUGUGCUAAAGAAGAUGGCACAGGGAGUGGACAGGGCAGCUUGUUGUCAAACAGAGAUGCAGACAGCAGUGCGGAACUGUAUCAGGGGAUGCAAAGACUAGUUAGUCUCUGAAGAUAAAUGUUUGGUUAUAACUGAAAAUAGUUAACUGCAACUGCUGUGGUUCUUACAGCCUGAUGCUUGAUUCUUACCAAUAGUUAGUGUACAUUGAUGUUGCGUUCGUUGUUUUCAUUAGAAAUAUAAUUCUAAACAAAAGUGUUAAGCUCGUAUAGUUGAAGGGGACUGCUUUUCUCUUAGAAAAUUCAGCAAUCUCUUUUAAAAGAACCGUGUCCCAGCUUUAUUGCCAUUUCCCGUUCUAUGCUUGGGAAGUGAAUAUUGGUUACAACUCACAACUCAUUGUCUCUUUGGUGUUCAUAAAAUUUGCAACAUUUUUUAACGACAAAGAUGAUCUACAUAAGCAUCUCUUAGACAUACCAUGCAAUUCCUUAAAAUUCUGCAUUUGACAAGCAUAUCCUUAUUUUCAAUCCUAAGAAUGGUCUUUAUCUGUGGUUAAAGCAUUGCAUCUCAUCUUAUUCGGUGCAAGAACCACCUAACCUACAGGUGCAUAGAGUAUCAUCAUCUCAAGGAACAACAACAUUGCAUAUCUAUUGCCCCAUAAAGAUGCAAAACAAAAGAGAUUUUGUCCACUUAUUACUUCAUGAAGAUGGAAAACAAAAAAGAUGUCUGUCUUUUCUUCCUAAAAUGUCGCCUGCUCUGCAUAAAUAACUUUUGGUCUCUUUUAGGAGUACUUGGUUCAGCAAAUUUGCCAUUACACUUCUAUCUUAUCUGACCACCAAUCAGGGUCUGUGACUUCAGCACUUCUUUUCCUACUUUCUAUUGCGCCAUUUCAUACUAUUUAGCAAAAUGUUGCUAUUUGGUAUCUUGCACCUUCAUUUUCUGUUCUUUGUAAGGUAACAUUGGCCUUCUUUGCUUGCAUAUUGAUUAUGUACCUUUGAACAUGUGCAGGUUCCAUCCAACCUGUAAAUGAGUAUGGAGAAGAGCAAAGAGUUAGAUAAUUACAUGUGCUCGGAUCGUGCUAAAAAAGAAAGACCUUUAAAUUCAUAGCAUGGCUCACAAAGUUCUGAUUAUAAGGUUACUGAGGUUGAGCUAAAAAGGUGGAAGAGGUAAUCGUUUAUGGCCUCAGUUCUCCAUUGCUAGUACAAACUAGAGGGUGGCGGUUUACAUUGCACAAGAAAGGGAACUUGGCUAUUUAACCGUCAUGUUUGAUGGUUUGGUUGUUGCAUCUUGUCGAAGUAGCCUAUGUGUGGUGUAGCUCGUGUUGUCAACCAGUUCCCUGCAGGAUUAGUUACGUGUGUGUGUGUGUGUUAAAUCUAUCAUUUGUCAGAAUAGGAGUGGACGCUACGGGCCUACUCCGUACAUGUUUGUACAUGUUCUUCGCACUUGUUCCUUUUCACCACUUUUUAUCGUAUGAACAUAGAAUGAAUACUACACCUUGGCAAAGAUGGUAGUUAAAUCCU
This is a messenger RNA of Lolium perenne, 3158 nucleotides long. Its product is annotated as protein ELF4-LIKE 3. Gene Ontology annotation, biological process: positive regulation of circadian rhythm; entrainment of circadian clock. The record is from RefSeq and is a predicted model, not a curated record. Lineage: Eukaryota; Viridiplantae; Streptophyta; Magnoliopsida; Poales; Poaceae.